AUGUCUUUAACACAAUUUCGAAACUCAACACCUCAAUCUCUACGCAAUUUGCCUGAAAAUGUAUCAAACAGAGCAUAUGUUGUCGCAUUCGCUGUAAAAGAAGCUUUUGCAAUCUCAAAAUUAGGAAAUCGUAAUAGCAGUGGUAGUGGUAGUAAUCACGAUUGGAACAUAGCUUGCCAAACUAUUUUAGAUAACCGAUUACUUACCACAUCCGAAAAGACCACAAUUCUCUCCUUGUUGAGGUGA
Molecule: messenger RNA, 246 nt
Organism: Cetraspora pellucida
Lineage: Eukaryota; Fungi; Glomeromycota; Glomeromycetes; Diversisporales; Gigasporaceae
Source: the annotation of a GenBank genome assembly